GUUUUUGUUUGAUAUUGAGAUAAAGAAAACAAAAAAGAAAGUGCGAUAUUAUCAUACCUAUCGCGUCUUUAAUUUGGCACCACUGAUAUUAUACGACUAUUUUGAAGCGUGAUUCUUGUCGUGCAAUACAAGACCUUUGUGUUCUUACCAAAUAUAGCAGUAUAAAAAUUAUUGCGUAUUUUUACCUACAAUGAGUAAACGUAAAAAUCCUUCGGGAACGGACAACUUAAAUGGGGACUUCUGCGACUUCUUGAUGGAAUUAGCAGACUUUGAAAAAAAUGUUAGUCGGAACAUACACAAGUACAAUGCCUACAGGAAAGCAGCAAGUGUUCUAGCUUCUCACAGCAAGAGAAUAGAAUCCGGAGAUGAGGCCAAAAAAUUGAACGGAAUUGGUGAAAAAAUUUCAAAGAAAAUCGAUGAAUUUAUACAAACCGGAAAACUGCAGAAGCUUGAAAAUAUCCAUCAUGAUGAGGAAGCUCAAUCCAUCAGUUUACUUACGCGAGUUUCAGGAAUAGGUCCCGUGAAAGCAGCUGACUUAGUAAAGAGCGGAAUUAAAACUAUAGAAGAUCUCAGAAAUAACCAGAACAAAUUAAACCAUCAUCAACUGAUUGGUCUAAAAUAUUUUGAAGAUUUUGAAAAGAAGAUACCAAGAUCGGAGGUAAAAGAAAUUGAAACAAAUUUGAGAGCCAACAUUUUGCAACUAGAUCCUCAAUUCACCGUGACAAUUUGUGGCAGUUACAGGCGCGGCAAGCAGGAAAGCGGUGAUAUAGACGCGCUCGUUACCCACCCUUCUGUGGUAGCGGAUAGUAAGAAGAAACACAACGAACAACUGCUCAGGAACAUAGUGGAUGCCUUGACCGGAUUGGUCACUGACACUAUUUCUAUGGGAGACACUAAAUUCAUGGGUGUAUGUCGACUACCAGACCUACCGGCGCGCCGCCUUGACAUCAGACUAGUCCCACCCGCGCAGUACCACUGCGCCGUGCUGUACUUCACGGGCAGCGACGUGUUCAACAAGCAGAUGCGUGCUCACGCACUCGAGAAGGGGUUCACGCUCAACGAGUACUCGCUGAGACCGGUGGGAGUUACAGGUGUGCCUGGUGAACCAGUGCCGGUAUCUUCAGAAGAAGACAUAUUCGAGUACAUUGACUACCCUUACAAGAAACCCGAGGAUCGCAACAUGUAAGCGGUCAUCACACCGUCGGCCGCCG
Molecule: messenger RNA, 1211 nt
Organism: Cydia amplana
Lineage: Eukaryota; Metazoa; Arthropoda; Insecta; Lepidoptera; Tortricidae
Product: DNA polymerase beta-like
Exons: 6
Coding region: 191-1186 (331 amino acids)
Biological process (GO): base-excision repair; double-strand break repair via nonhomologous end joining
Molecular function (GO): DNA-directed DNA polymerase activity; DNA binding
Source: RefSeq, a predicted model, not a curated record